Molecule: messenger RNA, 4991 nt
Organism: Caenorhabditis auriculariae
Lineage: Eukaryota; Metazoa; Nematoda; Chromadorea; Rhabditida; Rhabditidae
Source: the annotation of a GenBank genome assembly
AUGCUCUCAAGAUGUUGGAUUUUCUUAGAAGAACGCCUGUUUUUGCUCCUAAUCUCAGCCGUGCCUACGGCCAGGUCACCCCCGCCGCACCGUAAAGUCGUCGGCGGCUUGUUUGGCUUUGCGUCGGACUCGCUGCGGGAUUCUUGGCUUGGUACUUGGGCCAAGGCUCGCUUUGGUGUAAACCGCCCGGGCUUUCUGUUGCUCCGCAAAUAUUACUCGAGAUUUAUGGCCGUUCUAGCUUUGUUUCGGUAUUCGAGGACGGUUUUAUGGUUCUUGUAGGGAUUAUCGGAAGCGUGGCAGGGCUUUUCAUGAAGAAUAGUUUAUUAGGAUCAUUCAUCAAUCUUUUCUCAGUAACGCGAAAUAGGGAAAGGGGAUUUUGAACUGUCAGGAGUUCUUAUUUUGAUCUUACAGAGCAUUACAGAGUUUCAAGUCUAUUUAUAAAGCUUUGAAAAAAUUGGUAAAAGUAUAUAUUCAAAAUGAACCUCUUCAAGAUCUUCAAAAUAAUAUUUUUGAUCGUUCCUGACUGUUUGGUAAUUUUCAAGGAAGCUUUAAUCGCUUGGUUUUUUUUUUGCAUCUUCGGUUUUAUUCGAAAUAUCUGCAGUUACCGCAUGAAAGUGUCUAUCCUUAAGCUUUUUUUCAGGUACUAGAAGAAAUUCUGUAUUUCUGGAUUUUCAAAAUUAUUCCUGGAAUCUGCAAGACGCGCCUAGACGUUCAGGAGAUUUUGCUCUCAAUGAUCCGUUGAAGAAAGGAAAAAAAAAAUGAAUGAAUCGAAAAAGUUGGCUGGCGCGGUAAAUGUGCGUAUUGGGGGCUGUAUAACGUCUGCUCUUAUGACGCCUCACAUCCGUUUUGCACUUUUAAUGGCACCGUUCUGGUCUUCUUGGUUUCACGAGUCGAAGAAAAAAAGGCUGUCUUUUGUUUGGAUUCCUCGUUGGUGGAGGUUCAUCAAUAUCUAAAAUUUAAUUCCAAUAAGAAAAGUUGGAUUUUAAACUGGGUUUGUUCAAGAGAUGUAUCUUUACAUGAUGAAAGGCUAUUUUUCACCAAAUUAAGCGAGAUCCGCCCUUUAACCGUGAAGAUAAAAUUAUUCUUUAUUUUUAUAAUUAGUCAUAAUAUUAAUCCACCUUUUUUAAUUUGAGAUUGAGGUCAAGCUUUGUACUGGGAAAAUUUUAGUGGCCACUAUAGAGGCUCCCCAAGGACUACUUGGAGAGGACACUAAAGUGUCCACUAAUCCCACCUCUAUAGUGGUCACUAUUUUCUCUUUUAGUGGCAACUUCAGUAGUUUUUCAUCCAGUAUUCCUUCCAUUAAUUUAAAAAAAAACCUACUGGACCAGUUAUGUUGAUCCAUUAGCCCCUAAAGUGACCACUAAAAAUUUUAAUGGUCUAGUAGUAUUACUGAGACCUCUGUAGUGACCACUAAUUUUUAACCACUUAUAAGUGGCCACUAAUUUGACUACUAUAGUGGCCACUAAAACGUCAAAACCCUAUAGUGGCCACUAAAAAUUUUCCCAGGUUCAAAAAAAGCUUGGAAGAUCUCAGAAUUAGUAAAAUCGAGAUAUUUCCAAUUUUUCAUUCGACUCCUUCUCUGGAAUCUUCAUGACAUUCCAGAUUUUUUUCCCCAAGAAGUUCUUCGAUUCAAGCUUUUCUCAAACGCUUUCCAAGCUGAUUUUACCGUCCUCAAAGUUAUUUUUCAAUUUUUCGAUACGCUUUCUCAAAAAAGAGAGAACUCGGAUCACGUUUUGCAACUCAAGUUCAUCAUUAGCAGAGGAAAUGGCCUUUUGUUUCAUUUGCCCUCAAGAAAUCGGAGGGGUUUCGAGGAAAUUGGGCGGAGUCAGCCUCUGAACAGUGACGCGAGGGGGUGGCUCCGCCCAUUUCGGCCGGUCAGACUCGGUUUCGGCCUGCGCAGGCUGGCUUCUUGCCUUUCACACCUGCCAGUCCUACCUUCAUUUACCGCAUUUUUUCCUUCUUUUCUGAGGAAGAACUAUUUUUCCUAUCUUUGUUUCAUGGAUCUUAUGAUAGGUUCUUAUUGAAUAUUUUUUUGAGCUUAGCGAAUUUCAAAUUUUCCGUUUCAAUAGAUUUAGAUCUCGACCUUUUCCACUCUUAACUAGAAAACUGAUUUUGGAUAUUUUUUGGAUCAUAAGGAAGAAAAAUCUAAUGAUCUUUUUAUCCUUCUUAAUACCAUAAAAAAAAAACUAUUUCUGCGUUUUUGAGCUUAAACAAGUUGGAGCUUGACAGAAAUUAGGAACCUUUUUUUUUACAACGUUUUUCUUGGACUUUCUUUGACAUAUUUUCUUAAAAGUAUGAAAUAUCUGAACUUGCAGCAGUCGCCGCCGACGAUGAACAUUCUUGGCCGACCACGGGUGAAUCCGAACGUGAUCGACGCGAUGCACGCUCGUCUCCGGUGCACGGAGACGAUGGCCGACUCGCCGAGCACCUCGUUCGCCACGAGUUCAGCAACGGCGCCGCCACGGACUCGUAUCCACGCCGCCUUCACCUUCCAUCGGAGUCGCACCGUUUUCCAGCCCCUUCCCAAUUCGCAGGUAUACAUUUUGUUGGCUAGAAUAUAGAUAAGGUGUAGAAUAACUUGACAUUCAGCUUGAAAAAAAUCAUUAUUUUUUUGGAAUUUUACGAGAUUAGUUGAGAAUAAAAAAAUAGACACUUCUACAAUUUUUUUAAUUCUUCCUUGUCUAUAUACGUUUCAAUCUCCUUUUAAAACUUCUGCCAUGACAUUUCUAUUUGAUAACGGUCUCUUUCUCUUUCGUCAGUACAUCCUUUCCGAAAAUUUAUACUUCGGUUCAAGGAUUUCUUAAUUUUUUCAUUCAAUUCACCUUUUUUCCGGAUCCAAACUCCGUCGAAUAACUCUAUACCAACUGUUGAUUUUUCGUUCACCUCAAAAACGGAAAAGAAACGUUUUCUCGACCCAGCGGGGCGCCAGCCGUUUCUGUCUCAAAAAACCUUGUCGCUUCACAUUUUUUCCACUAUCUUCAUUUUUCUACUCGAAAAUUUGAUAUAUUUUUUCAAGUUCCUUUUUCUCUUUUUUAAGUUAUAUUAUUUGCUUUCUCACGGACAUGACUGUUGCAUGGCGCGAUGCGUGAUACAUCAUUCGCCGAGGAGAACAAAAAGAUUGGCCGCCCUUUCUUGUGCACCCGCCGAACUUUCUCGAUUAGUAGAUUUUUGAAAUAUUUUUGACAAAAUCCACACUUUUGCUCUAACGAACAACGUCUGUGAUUGGCUGGCAACGCCUCCUGUAAGGCAGGGAUCCUCUAGAGCGUACUUUUCUUCUCUCAUUCAUCAAAUAAAUGAAUUGAAGUGUGUUGGGCGCGUUUGGAAUGGCUCAAAGCGUAACGGCUGCAAAUUGGUUUUGAAACUGCAGCGCGGCCGCGACGCCUCAAGCCAUUCUCCCUGCUACCAGAAGAAUUGAGAAAAAUUCUCAAUUUAUUUAAUUGUUAACACAAGUGAAAUGAAAUUAGGCCUUUGGGACAGACGGCCGCGAUUUCAGAUAACCAUCUGAAUACGUGUAACGCACACCCAUACACACAUAACAGCAGAUCGACACGCAUUUUAGGCCCUUUUGGAUUUUUUUAUUGACUUUUUGGUUUAUCUUUCGAGUAUUACUGAUUGAUUCCUAGAAAAAAGCGCAAAGUUUAUCCUUUUUUGACCGUCGAAAGGUUAACUUCGUCUUGAAAUUCUAUUUUUUUUCCACUCCAAUCUUUGAUAUUUUUCUCCUGACCUUUACAGUUGCCUAGUUCACUUUUUUCUGAUUUCGAAACUGAAAAAAUAAAGCUUGAUAUAAAAGAAAAACUUUUCUCUGACACCAGAAAAAUCAUCGAUUUCCCUCUGUUUUGUGAAGAAUCAUUGUUUGUUGACCACGACGACUGGCUAGUUUUCUCCUAUUUUUCCAGCGCACGUGCUCUUUUUUCUUCUCUUUGUGAGCCGAAAAUAUUUCCAGCAAAUCUCACUGCUCAUACAAAACUCAAAAAACUCUGUUAAAAAUUGACUUCUCAGAGAAAAGUAAGUUUUAAACAUCUUUUUAGUAAUUUCAAAGCAAUCUGCCAGCCGACGCACGUGCUCUUUUUUCUCCCUUUUCUGAGUCGAAACUUUUUCAGCAAAUCCCAGUGAGCCAGCUGCAGGAACGGCGUCGGCGCCCGCCGACGCCCGACCAUGCUCUCAACAACCCACAACGGAGCAAGGUCUACAAUAGUCGCGAUUUGAAGCUUCAGCUCGACCCUCGGGUCCUCUCUAACUUGAUGCGUCAAGAGGUGCCACAGUUCUUCCCGAAAAUCCCUUUGAAUAUCACCCUUUAUCAGGAGAAAUUGUCCUCAAACUAUCACUACUUCACCGCCGUCCAGGACCACGUCACUCCCUAUCAUCGGGAACAGGCCGUCGAAUGGAUCUAUGAUGUUGCCAAGGUGCCGUUUUCCUUCCUCACACCGAAAUUCGAGCCAAUUUUUUCUGUAAAAGGACACAUUUCGUCUUCCAGGAGGAACACUGCGACGGCGACGUUUUCCCCUUGGCCGUCGGCUUGAUUGAUCGUUUCCUGUCCAUCCAGAACAUCUUCAAACAUGAUAUUCAGGUAGGGAAUAUUUUUCAAUUCUUUCAGUAGAUUAUAGAGUUUUGAUUUUUUGAGCUUCAGAAAAGUUCGAGUAGAACUUUUAAAAAAUUAAGAUUCAGCAUAAUUUUCAGAUGUUGGCUGGAGUUUGCCUCUUCGUGGCCAGCAAACUGAAGGCGCCCCGACCUCUGAACGCCGGGAAGAUCUCCUACUACUCGGACGACAGCUGCAAGGUGGACGACGUCCUGGUCCGUCACACCUUCUAGAUAUCCUAAUCUGAAUUCCAUCCUUCCAGAGCUGGGAGCUCCUUGUCGUGACCCAACUCGACUACGAGACCGUCGCCCCCACCGCCAUGGACUUUUUCGACAUAGCCGCCGCCAGGCUUCCGUUGCUGAACGACCUCCGCGAGCAGUUCACCCACACCGUCCACCGGAUCCAGAAGAGUUAG